AUGAUGGAACCUAAACAAUUAUCUCUUACUUCACCUAAACUCUCUUUUUUAUCAUCUUCUUCUACCCCUUUAUCAUUUUUCGUCUCAAACAAACUUCAAUUUCUGAAAAAACCUAAUUUUUCCGUUAAACUCAAUUGUUCCCUUCCAAAAUCCCAAUUUUUUGGAAGAAAUUUGGGUUUGUUUGUUCCAUCACAUGUUGGUGGACCUAGGUUUCAAAUUGGGCCGAUUAGAGCUGCUGUGAAGAGAAGAAAAGAGAUGCCUUUUGAUAAUGUGAUUCAGAAAGACAAGAAGCUUAAAUUUGUUCUCAAGGUGAGGAAAUUACUAGUCAGUCAACCUGAUAGGGUUAUGUCUCUUCAGGAAUUAGGUAAGCAUAAACAGGAAUUAGGGUUAGAUAAAAAUAGGAGAUUGAUUGCAGUUUUGAAGAGAUUUCCUGGUGUUUUUGAGAUUAUGGAAGAAGGGUGUUUUUCUCUUAAGUUCAAAAUGACUUCUGAGGCUGAAAGCCUUUAUCUUGAGGAAUUGAGAGUUAGGAAUGAAACGGAAGAUAUUGUGGUUGAUAAGCUUAGGAAAUUGUUGAUGAUGUCUUUGGAAAAGAGGAUUUUGUUAGAGAAAAUUGCUCAUUUGGCGACUGAUUUGGGACUUCCGAGAGAGUUUCGCGACACGGUUUGUCAUAGGUAUCCGGAGUUUUUCAAAGUUGUUGAGACCGAAAAAGGUCGUGCGCUUGAAUUAACACAUUGGGAUCCCCAGCUUGCGGUUUCGGCAGCAGAGCUAUCUGCGGAAGAUAAUCGAAUUAGAGAAAUGAAAGAGCAAAAUUUGAUUAUAGAUAGGGCUCCUAAAUUCAAUAGAGUAAAGCUUCCUAAGGGUCUUAAUCUUUCAAAAGGUGAGAUGAGGAAGAUAAUGCAGUUUAGAGACAUUCCUUACGUAUCGCCUUACUUGGAUUUCUCAAUGCUUGGUUCGGGAACGCCGGAGAAAGAGAAACAUGCUUGUGGAGUUAUUCAUGAGAUUUUGAGCCUCACACUUGAGAAGCGAAUUCUUGUUGACCACUUGACCCAUUUCCGUGACGAGUUUAGAUUCUCUCAGCAAUUGAGAGGGAUGUUGAUAAGACAUCCUGAUAUGUUUUAUAUCUCUUUGAAAGGAGACAGGGACUCUGUGUUUCUAAGGGAAGCAUAUCGAGAUUCUCAGUUGGUAUACAAGGACAGAUUGCUACUUCUAAAGGAGAAGCUUCGCUCACUGGUUGAUAUUCCGCGGUUUCCUAAAGGUAGAAGAGGUGCUGCCCACACUAGAAUUGGAGAUGGCACGGAAGAGAAUGAUAUUGAUAACAGACAAAAUGAAAGUGGUGAUGAGGAACAAGAAUGGUCACAAGGUGACGACGACGGCGAAGAUAAUGAUGAUGACUGGAUUGAUGAAGAAGAUGGUGAUGAUACACCGCCAGAUUUUGAUGAGGAGGAGGCUGAAACAUUGGAGAUUGAAAAGAGAAAGACAAUUACACACGUUCAAGACACAAGACAGAAUAAUGAAAGGGUCCUUGAUCCAUCAUUACCUGAUGGUCGCCCCAGAGAACGGUGGUAA
Lathyrus sativus (Indian pea) is the source of this 1566-nucleotide messenger RNA. Lineage: Eukaryota; Viridiplantae; Streptophyta; Magnoliopsida; Fabales; Fabaceae. The record is from the annotation of a GenBank genome assembly.